UAUACAAAUGGUAGUCAAACAGAAUGUAUGUAAAGGGAAGCACAUGCUGAUAUUCGUUGAUCUGUAAUACGUGCCUUUACAUAAAAUGGCGAUGAGGCAAUGAAAAAUAUGUCUUCACUGUCAAAGACACCAGGCAAUGGCUCUAUGCCACAAGGUGGAAACACAUACUUACUUCACAAAAGAAUUCAUUGCCCCUUAAUCCACAAAACCAGGAUAUCCAUGACACUUCCUCUGAACUGCUCAUUUUGAAAAUCUAAAAACUUGGAACCUGCAACAAAACAGAUUAGUACUAGAGGAGUCAACCAUCAAUGAUCAAUAAAUGAAUAACCGAUCGGCACUAAUAUUACAAUAAUAUGAAACUGAACCCUCUUCGUUUUCACCAGCCUCACGAGUCCCGUCACAAUCUACAGUAGGCCUACACAGUCAUUUCGAUACGAUGUUGUUUCCCGGCCGGAGGGCCGAGGGAAACUUGCAUGAUACAUGCAUGCGUAGUCGAGGUUACAAUGCAUACUGCUCAUUCAUGCACGCGAAAUAUCAAGCAAGGAGCGCGAUGGGAAAGAUCUAGGCCUAUACAGAUACUCAUGCUAUGCGAUGACUGGCAUGCAUAACACUGCGCAGUGUGUGGAUCGUCCAGUAGUGAGUAGAAGAGAGAAAGAGAAAUGGAUUUUCGGAGUGGGGGAUGGGCCAAAGUCGAAGGCGUUUUACCAACAAACGGGACACUAUAUUUCUUGAUGUAUGGCUUAUUUCUAUUGUGUUUGAUUUCAUUUAUCUAUUCAUGGCCGUGAUUAUGACCUGGUGCCAUAAAUAAAGGAGAAUUUUCAGUUUAUUUGAGGUAAUUUUCUCCAAAACGAAACUUUUUCUACCUUGGUUUCGCAUACUCACACUGCGCAUGCGUGCCUACCGGAACUUGAAGUGCGCAUGUUCCAGCGGCAAGAUUCGAUAUUUCCGGUUUUCAUAAGAGGACAAAAUGGCAGAAAGACCUGAAGAUCUGAAUCUUCCCAAUGCUGUAAUAGCUCGAAUUAUUAAGGAUGCGCUCCCAGAUGGUGUGAAUAUAGGAAAAGAUGCCAGGCUUGCAAUAUCGAAAGCUGCCAGUGUGUUUGUUUUGUAUGCUACCUCAUGUGCUAAUAAUUUUGCAAUGAAGGGUAAAAGAAAGACAAUCUCAGCGCAAGAUGUAUUGUUGGCAAUGAAUGAUAUGGAGUUUGAACGAUUUGUAGGGCCGCUUAAAGAGGCUCUCGAAGCUUUCAAAAAUGAACAGAAGAGCAAAAAGCAGGCAUCUGAGCAGAAGAAAAAAGCCAAGGAGGCGGCAGCAAAUGGAGGGGCUGACACAGAAGCAAUGGUGACAGAGACUGAAGAAGCACAAGAGGAGGAGGCCCCAGAUGAUGAGGGGGAUGAAGGGGAGGGAGAGGAGGAGGGCGAGGGGGAAGAUGAAGAGGAGGGUGAAGGGGAUGAGUCAGAGGAGGAAGAAAGUUCAUGAUUGUUUUGAUUUGAAUAAGACAUUUUGUUGUGGACUGGUUGCUUUUGGGGACCGAGUUGUUUAAAAUAACACUGCCUGUGCUGGAGUAUGGUUGAAAGCUGAAAAAGUUCAAGAUGACCGGAUGUUAUAUUUGAGAUUUAUCGACCCGACUGAAUAAGACGGGGGUCUGGUAUGAAACGUUGAGGUGAUGUGCAUAUUUUCUGACUGAACUUGUUAUUUUUCAUUAA
This is a messenger RNA of Lineus longissimus, 1701 nucleotides long. Its product is annotated as DNA polymerase epsilon subunit 3-like. Bases 968 to 1474 code for a protein of 168 amino acids. Gene Ontology annotation, biological process: heterochromatin formation; leading strand elongation; DNA damage response. NCBI's taxonomy places the organism in Eukaryota, Metazoa, Nemertea, Pilidiophora, Heteronemertea, Lineidae. The transcript is spliced from 5 exons. Gene Ontology annotation, cellular component: CHRAC; epsilon DNA polymerase complex. The record is from RefSeq and is a predicted model, not a curated record. Gene Ontology annotation, molecular function: chromatin DNA binding; protein heterodimerization activity.